AUGUCUGACGAGAAAGUAGCUGCACCAGAACACAAGGAGGUCCUUGCCAAUGGCACCGAAUCCCUCGAGUCCAACAUCGGGGGCCAGUUCGAUGGGCCCCGUACCGCUCGUCUGCUGCGCAAGAUGGACUGGAAUAUCGUUCCUUUCCUCGCGCUCUUGUACCUCCUGUCUUUCCUCGACCGAACCAACAUCGGUAAUGCCCGUCUUGCCGGUCUUGAAGCAGACCUAGGCAUGGACAAGACGUCGCUUCAGUACAACACUGCGUUGGCCAUUUUCUUCCCGUUCUACGUCGCGGCUGAAAUCCCAUCUAAUAUGAUGUUGAAGCGCACCCGUCCGAGCCUCUGGUUCGCGUUCAUCAUGGUCGCCUGGGGUCUCUGCAUGACUUUCAUGGGCUUUGUACACAAUUACACGGGCUUGCUCGUCGCUCGUGCAUUCUUGGGUAUCGCUGAGGGCGGUCUCUUCCCUGGUGUCACCUUUUACAUUACCAUGUGGUAUCGUCGCCACGAAUGCGGUCUCCGUAUGGCUAUCUUUUUCAGCGCCGCCACCGCUGCUGGUGCCUUCGGAGGUCUCCUUGCCCGUGGUAUUUCCGAGAUGAACGGCCUCGGUGGAAAAGCCGGAUGGGCCUGGAUUUUCAUCCUCGAGGGUAUUCUUACACUUAUCAUCGCUGCUGUCGCCUUCUUCGUCAUCAACGACUACCCCGAGACUGCUCGUUUCUUGACCGAGGAGGAGCGGCUCGAGGUUGUCAGGCGUCUCCGCGAGGAUCGAAGUGCCCUGGCCGAUGAGUUCGGUAUGAAGUACUUCUGGGACGCACUCAAGGACUGGAAGAUUUGGGUUCACAUGUUCAUCACCAUCGGCGUUUACACACCCCUCUACUCGUUCUCCCUCUUCCUCCCCACCAUUAUCAAGAACAUGGGCUACACCAACGAGAAGUCCCAACUCAUGACCGUCCCUCCCUAUGUUGUCGCAUGCUUGUUCACGAUCGCUGGUGGCAAGCUCGCGGAUUCGCAGAGAAAGCGCGGCCCUUUCAUGGUCUUCUUCUGUAUCCUCGCCAUUGCCGGGUUCACCAUGCUUAUCGCCUCUCAAAAGCCGGGUGUUCAGUACGCUGGCACUUUCUUGGCCGCCUGCGGUGUGUACCCCAAUGUCCCCAUGGGUGUCGCCUGGAACGGAAACAACAUCGGCGGUAGCACUAAGCGCGGUGUCGGACUGGCCAUGCACGUCGGUUUCGGUAACCUCGGUGGUAUGAUUGGUGCUUUCAUCUACCGAUCUCGUGAUGCCCCUCACUAUUACCCCGGUCAUGGAACUCUCAUUGCCACUCUUUCCAUGUCCGCCAUCCUCUCUGCUCUCAUGUCCGCCUGGCUCAAGCGCGAAAACGACCGCCGUGACCGAGUUGCACAGGAAACUAACCUUCCUCUCAAGGCUGACGAGUACACUCCCGAGAUGUUGGAGAGGGAGCGAGAGAACGGAGACUACGCGUCGUUCUUCAGAUACACAAUCUAA
Molecule: messenger RNA, 1497 nt
Organism: Rhizoctonia solani
Lineage: Eukaryota; Fungi; Basidiomycota; Agaricomycetes; Cantharellales; Ceratobasidiaceae
Product: major facilitator superfamily transporter
Exons: 7
Coding region: 1-1497 (498 amino acids)
Biological process (GO): transmembrane transport
Cellular component (GO): membrane
Molecular function (GO): transmembrane transporter activity
Source: RefSeq, a predicted model, not a curated record